AUGAUAUCGACCACCCUCAUGACUUUUUUACUAAUCACCAAGCCCGAGGUCCGCUCGGUCAAAUUGCUUGGAUCAUGGGACAACUUUUCAAGAAAAUAUGCCAUGGAAAGAGAUAGUCGAGUUGGGCCAGGUCACUGGAGGGGAUGUCACACUUUCACCGACAUGAUCGGGGAUGGGCCCGACAAGACUGAAUGGCGAACAGGAGGGUUGAAGAUGGGUGGCACUUACUGGUACUACUAUUUGCUGGAUGACGAUAUUGAGUACUUCAACGAGGCAGAGGCAAUCACUACCAUGUGCCCUCUGCUCCCAGGGCAGCCUGUGAAUAUUUUGAAUGUUCCUAUCAUUUUGCCUGAUAGUCGGACGCACACGCGCUCAGCGAGUGGUGGCUCCCAGACAUCAGAGCACCUGCGAACCAUGAACCCAGAAGACAAGUUCAUGAACCCGCGCAAACCACCACCCCAGCCCCAACCCCAACAUGUGCGACUUCAGACCUCUGCAUCGGUCCGCCGCAUUCCGAGCCCAGGGCAGUCUUCCAGCAAAUCUCCAAUAAGUGGAAUCCACAGAAGUGCAUCUCAGCCGUACAGUGCGACUCGCAAGGGGCAUAAGAAAGAUUCACGCUCGAUGUCUCCCCCGAGAGCCCGGGCUCUUAUGGCUGCUCUGAGACAGCCAACAGAGGCGGACAGAAAGCUCGAAGCAACCUGGGCGAAUAGUCUAAGGGCUUCGCCGCAGCAAGGAGAGUCUAGCGAGAAGCGCCGCGAUGUUCCUGGGAUCAAGGUCAACGCUGGAAUUGCCAUUCCAUCCUCCGCCGCCUCUCCCAACAAGCCCGGACCCGCCAUCGGUCCCUCCACGAUUCAAAGUCGCCGCGCCAUGAAAGGCGCGGCUGGAGACACAGCGCCAGGGCGCCUUCUCACCGUGCAGACUCGGCCUGAGCCCCGCCAACCCGGCCCUUCUCGAGGCCCAGGACCUCUCAAGAAUGCGGCAUUGGAUGAAACCCCUGCCAUGCGGGAGGCGCUCAAGGACAUCGCAAGCAACAGUGACUUGCCUACGCCCACGGCCGCAUUCACCAGAGAGAACAAGAAGGAGAAGAGGCUUCCGACCCUCCCCAAUACCCCAUCCUCGGUCAUGGAUGAGGCAGUUCGUGCCAUUGACGAAAGAGACAAAGCAAUGGAUGGCGAGGUCCCACGCAGUUAUUUCUCCAGCAUGACCGUCUCAACGGAAGAAGAUUCUACCCAUUCCCGCUUCAUACCCGAGCGAAGCCGUUUCUCCGAAUGGAGCACUGACACUGAAACGGAGUAUAACCCCCGUGAAUCGACAACGUCAACCUCGACUUUCAACCACCAUGACGACGAAUCGUCUGACGAACGCUGGAAAACACCAGACUUAUCGCAGUCCGGCGAUGGCGCAACAAACACCGACCCCAACACCCCCCACCUAACCGUCUACUCCAAGCCCUCUUCUCCCAAUUCCGCCUCAGCAGACAUUUCCCCAUGGAACGUCUCCCUUCCGGAACUCACCGUCUCUCUCUCCACCCCAGGCAUCGACACCGGACUCGGCAUCGAAGGCAUGGACGAAGUAGAAAGCAACCCUAAGCGCCAUGCGGCUCUAUUCAGCGCCCUCGAGUCCAUGGAAAACCUUUCGAUGUCACACAGCCCCGUCGACUCGCCCGUGAUGAUCCCCCAUAUCCCCAAGGACAUCGGUACCCCUCGUAAGCUGUCCGAGACAGAGCGGAAGGUGAGCGAGGCUUCCCUUGAGCGCAUCCGCUCUCGUCGCAGCAAUGCCUCCUUCCAGCACAAUGCUACUAUGCAGGAGAUGAUGGAUGAACUCAGUUAUCUGAAGAAUAUGAUUCAGUCUGAGAUGGAUGGAACUCCAUUCUGA
Penicillium salamii is the source of this 1875-nucleotide messenger RNA. The record is from the annotation of a GenBank genome assembly. Lineage: Eukaryota; Fungi; Ascomycota; Eurotiomycetes; Eurotiales; Aspergillaceae.